Photinus pyralis (common eastern firefly) is the source of this 1321-nucleotide messenger RNA. It is a transcript of the gene Snx21, whose product is annotated as sorting nexin-21. Gene Ontology annotation, cellular component: early endosome membrane. Gene Ontology annotation, molecular function: phosphatidylinositol phosphate binding. NCBI's taxonomy places the organism in Eukaryota, Metazoa, Arthropoda, Insecta, Coleoptera, Lampyridae. Gene Ontology annotation, biological process: protein transport. The transcript is spliced from 3 exons. Bases 182 to 991 code for a protein of 269 amino acids. The record is from RefSeq and is a predicted model, not a curated record.
UGACUCAUGCGCUACAAAGAAUGGAACACGUGAUGAAAUAGAUGUAAACAGUGUUCAUUGUUGUUUUGCUUUUUAAUUAUUUUGCAAAUAUACCGGAUCUAAGAGGUUAUUUUAGCAAAUUGCUAAGCUAAUUAGCUUGUGUUACAUCUAGGUACUACAAUAAAUUCAUUAUCUGAUAAAAAUGUUAAGUAGCACUGCAAGUGAUCCCAGUACCAGCAAAGAUAAAAUAACACCAGUCUUCGAAAUAACCUCAGCCCAGAUAGCACUAACCGAAGGAAGCGAUAAGAAAUAUGUGCUAUACACACUUCAAAUAAGACAUGUCGGCGGCAUUGACGAUUCGAAACCUGCGAUACUAGAACGUAGAUAUACAGAUUUUUAUAACUUAUACACAGCACUGAAAAAGGACUAUCCUAACGAAAUGACCGCAGUCGCUUUUCCUAAAAAAGUAUUAACCGGUAAUUUUGAUAACAAUUUGAUAUCUUUAAGAAGUACAGGAUUUGAAUCUUUAUUAAGACAUGUGUUAAUCGAUUCCAAAUUAAGAGCAUCACCGGCUCUUCUCAGUUUCUUACAAGACGUAGACUUACAGAAAAUAAAGGAACUAUUACAAAUUAAAGACUAUGCUGCGGCUGCUCCCUUACUUGAAAACAACUUUCGUUUACUAAAUAAGGUGUACACAGAUCGUUCGCCAAGGGUUUUACUGGCUCUCUGUCGAUUGUUAGGUUGCCUAAUUUUGGUGCCGGGAUCACCCCAAGCGCAAAAGUGGGCCGAUAUUGCCUUGCAUCGUUACGAAGGUGUUUGUGAUAGUGACUUGCUCGAAUUAUAUUUACCUUUAUUGCAUGUUUGUGCCAAAAUAUGGUGGCAAACUGGUAGAAAUGGAACUUUUCUUGAAUCAAGAUUGCAGUCGUUAAAACAACAGGGUAUCAAAUUUAAUGAAGGCACUUCGCUGUUAGAUGCAGUGGAUUCUUUAGAAAAAAGACUCAGUGUUUCAUAGUAAAUAUUGACUUUAACUGUGUGGGUUCUAAUCGAGCAAACAUUGUUUAGAAUACAUACGGUUGCAGAUUAUAACCUUGAUACUAUGUGAUACAGGUGUUCAUUACUUCAAAUGUAACCCAUGCUUGAUUUCUCUAUAGUCUGAUACCUAUUGCUAGUUCUUAUAUUACAAUAAUCAAACUGCACUGACAAUGCAAUCCUCAUUACUUGGUAUUUAAUUAAAAAAAUUAGAUAAGCUAGUGUUAUCAUCAAAGAAGAAACAUGUGAAUUAAGGUUAACGUUCUAUUUUAUUAAUGUGAUCAUUUAUUCCAAAUAAAAUUUGUUUAGUUUA